CUCUCUCUCUCUCUUAAACUCUCCAUCUCUUUUUCUUGCUCUCUCUCCCUUUCCACCUAUCUCUCUCCUGCUCUUUCUCUCAGGCUCUCUCUCUCAAACCCCUCUCUUUCUUUUUACUUCUCUCUCUACCGCUUACCCUCUUACUCUGUCUUUCACUUUCUCACACCCUCUCUCGCUCCCUGUCUCUCUCUCUCUCUUUUCCUCUCCCUACAGUCCAAUACAUCCCCAUCCAAAUGGCAGCCCACUGGAGCACCAUGUCUAUAACAGGGAAGAGGACAUAAGGGAAAGUGUGAAAGAGCGCGAGAGCAAGAGAGCGAAAGACAUAGGGUGGGAAAAGAAAAAGAGAAAAAAAGGGAGAAGAGGGAAGGAUGGAAGCAAAACGCAUUAUGUUCAUUUACACUGACUUCACCAUUACAGUGGUUCACUAUUAAAAUACUGGACAUGUCUUACUGGUGUUUAUACACUGGUUGGUUGACCACACUGGUUGACCGCUAGAUGGUUUUAGGGGCGGUCAGUUCAUCUUUUCUGUUCUGUUCAGCAAACCGUCUGAAGUACUUGACGGGAGUGGAUGGAAGACAGCAGUGACGCAAAGGAAAGUGGACAUAGGAAAAGUGACAGAGUGAGAAAGUGAGAGAGAGAGAGAGAGAGGGAAAGUAAGUUAGUAAAGAGCUAAUGGAAGGCGUGAAGGAAUAGGGGGCUGUGUUUGUGACACAGAAGACGGGUGGUCGAGGACACACACACACUUACACACACACACAUCAGCGGUGGAGACCUCAGCGAGCGUGUGUGAGGGUGUGAUCGGCGUUCUGACCACAAACAUGCAGUUGGUUAGACCAGCCUGGAUCUUCUGAACUCUUAUCUAAGGGAAUUGAAAUGCAGCACAGCAUCUGGAUAAAGACUGACAGACCCUGAUCUCUAGUCAGUUCCGAUAAGCUUCCUGUCAUACCGUCAUAAACAGGCUUACUGGGACACCUGAUCUGGCAUCAGAGCACUAGACAAAUGGAAAAACCCUGGAGUGAUGGGAUCAACACGUACUCUUAACUCCAAAUGAAGAAAUCAAAAAGGUCUUCUGAGCUGUGUGGUGAACUUUAGCUUUUAGCAAAGAGCAUCCAAAAGCACACCUGGACCAGAGGUACUGCUCUAACUGCUGCAUCAGAACCCUAGACACAAUCAGGGGCAUAGAUCCAGCACCAGGUGGAGAGAGAGAGAUACAGGGCACAGGGUUAGGGGAGGACAAUGAUGGAGAAGUUGGGCCCCCCUGUCUCCCCGUCCCCUUCGCCCGCACCCUCAGUGACUGAGCGCUUAACCCCUCCUCAGGAUGUUUCUCCAUGUGCUAGCAGCCCUGCGGCUAAUGAGGCUAACCACGUGGAUAGUGGUGCACGCACGAUCCCCAGCAGUCCCGCCGUGACUGAAGACACUUCAGAGCCUGCAUCUAAAUCUGCUGAGCCAAUCAAUAACCAGGACAAACCUACUACACCCCCCCUGCUACCGGGGUCCAAGCACACAACCUCCCCAACCACUACCAUCAUCACCACCAACACCACCACCACCACCACCAUUGUUCUGUCUUCUCCCUCCACUUCAGCCCCUGCUCCUCUACCACCCAACAUCCCGGUCAUCAGUCUGGCUCACAGCAAACCCCCCAUGCCUCCCAUCCCUAUGCCCACCCCACAGCUCACUGCCCUGCACCCUAUCCCAAACCUGCCCCAUGGGCCCGGAGAGCUACGACUAGCCCAGCUAGCAUCUCUUUCAGGGACGAGUCCCACAACCACCGUGCCACCGCCUGGAACUCUGCUGCAACACCAGUACUUGCCUGGGCACCCACUACUCAACAGCUCUUUCCUCGGCCACUCUGGUGGAUAUGGGAUAUUCAGCAACAACCGCAUUAAGAGAAGGCCAUCGUCACAUUUUGAAUUAGAACUGACUGAGUGUCCUCCUCAGAAGAUAGCACGCCGCGUCUUCACAAACAGUCGGGAACGCUGGCGACAGCAGAAUGUAAACGGUGCAUUCUCAGAGCUACGCAAGCUCAUCCCCACGCACCCUCCUGAUAAGAAGCUCAGCAAGAACGAGAUCCUGCGGCUGGCCAUGAAGUACAUCAACUUUCUGGUCAAGCUGCUAAACGACCAGGCCAGUGAGAAGGCCACCCAUGGCCUGAUGGAUGGGCUCGAGGAGGUGGAGGGCAAGACGAUGAAGGACAAAGGGCUGGGAAACAGGGACAGAGACUGUGGACACGAUCUUCGUGUGCUGGGUCCAGACAGCACCCCUCCAUCCCAGAUCAGCCUGUCCGCGGUUCGUCCGGCCAUGGCUACCACUGGCCGCAAUAGAGACUCCACUGACUCCGUCGUUGCCCUGACCACGUCGCCGGGGUCGAGUUGCUAUGGUGACACAGACAGUGAGGAGACCCCUGGCAUACAGAAUUCUGGGAUGAUAAAGACAGGCAUGAGUGGAGGGAUGAUGGAGAAGAUGAAGGAGCAGAUACAGAGCGUUACAGCCAGUGGAUACCAGCGAUGACAUUACUUGUGUUUGUGUUAUAAUAUAUACUAUAUACUGUAUGUCUUUUGUGCAAAAGUGUCCAGACUGGCCACCAUUUUUGAUCAUUGGGUUCAGCUGAUCUGAAGGAUAAGUCCAACAUUUUCUAGCUUAAUUUGCUGCAUCUGUAUCAAACCGUCAAAUCUAAGCAAUGUAUCCACUCUAUUCUGCCACGCCCACUGUCAAAAUCUUGUUUCUUCCACAUUUGUGUUAGAACUACUUAAAGUGAAUGCAGUCUGAAGCUGACACCAAACAUAAAGCUAUGCUAGUCCAAAAUUUCAUCAGGCUAUUUAACCCAACCUUAGUUAGGACUAUUUAGAGCAAAGCUUACUAGCUUUCUAGCACAACACAAAAAGAUGUUGGAAUGCUGUGGUGACACAUAUAGUUAACUUGAAUCCACUGUCUUCCAAAAAAGUGGAGCUGCCUCUGUGGUUGAGGGAGCUAAAUUUAAAACAUCUAUCCAAACAUUAAUACGUCUGCUCUUACCAUUCUGUAGAGGGAAACGCAGUUAAACUCAGAUGUAUCCAGUGCUGUGAGGCUGUAGAAAAAGCUGUAAGCUUAACUGCAAGUACACCCAAUACAUCCACUUCACCGAAGAUUCAUAAUGGAGAUGUUUCUCUGGGUGAUAAAGUUCUGGGGCCUUAUGUAAUAUAGUUGCUCAUGUACGAAAAUAUUGCGUAGGCCACAUUUCAAGCUCACGGUCAGAUGAACUAUAUAUUACUUGAACAUGAGAAGCAUUUUAAUUUCUUACAUAUCUUUUUAUCGUAUUUUUUGCACUAUAAGGCACACCAUAUUAUAAGGCGCACUAUCAAUGAACAUCUUUUUUUGUAUGUAAGGUGCACUGGAUUAUAAGGCACAUUUUAAUAGACACUGUAAGGAACUUCUUAUUCAGCAGGUCUCGCCGCUGGGUGGUGGUGGGGGGGUGGUAGCUAGCUAAGUUAAGUAAAGCUAAGCUAAGUAAACAAAACUGUUAUACAAAUGAGACUUUCUUUUAAAGUUAAAUGAGCGCUGGAUGUUAAUCUACACAGAUUUCUCUCCUGUUUAUUUGGGUGAGUAAAGCGCUUUUGCUUAUUUACAGUAAGCUUAGAUUUCUGAAUUUCUUCAGCACUAAGGCUGGAGCAUUAGCAUUAGCAGCUAACCAUUCCAGCAGUGCUAGCCAGGGUUAGGAGCAGGCUACAGACCAAAAAUACUCACCUCUGAACGGGGAAAUAGCGAGCAUGGUUAGCAGAUAAUGCUUAUGCUACUCCAGCAGUGCUAGCCGGGGUUAGAAGCAGGCUACAGACCAAUAAUACUCACCUCUGAACGCGGAAAUAGCGAUUAGCGGUUAAUGCUGAUGCUACUCCAGCCCUGGUGCUGGAGAUCUAAAUGAAAAUUCCUGUAUAAUGCUGUACUUCAGCGGCGUGGCUUUACUGCACCUUACAACCUGACUAAUGAAAUUCAAACAUAAGACGCACCAGAUUAAGAGGCACACUGACGAUUUUUGGGAAAAUUAAAGGAUUAUAAGUGUGCCUUAUAGUGCGAAAAUCUGGUAAAGAGCAAUUGUAAGAGCAGAUGUGUGGAUGUUUGGGUGGAUGUUUUAAAUUUAGCUCAUUCAACCACAGACGCAGAUCCUCUUUGGUAGAUGUUUGUGGGUGUAAGUUAAAACACUGCAGUUCAAGCUAAAUUACUGUAAAAAAAGCCUGUAACUAACUGAGAAUUUUAUACUACUUAUUCUGUACGUUUGUGAAAACUAUGGCUGUCAUCUUCAUGUAAAUCAAUGGAUCAGCGGCCACACCUGAAGUUCUACCACAAAGUAAACAAAUGCAAAAUAAGGUGGAUAAAUAAGGUUUCAAAUUGUCCGUCCAUGUAUGCCACCCAUGAAAAGAAAACAUAGCGUAGUAGAGGUUAAUGGUUACAGUAAAGGGGAAUUGUAUUACACAUUUCAAUACAAUUCUAUGUUGUUCUGAUUAAAAAUACUAUAACUAACAUAAACAUAUAUAAUAAUCUGCAUUAAAAGAGGCUUCAAAUGUAAAAGACGUAUUAGCAGAACAGCAAAUUUCAGUACGGUAAAUUUUUAUCUAUUUUAUUUAUCUGCAAUAGUGUACUUUUUCAUGGUGUAAAAACAUCCAGAAAUUCUAUGUAUUUUUUUAUUGUGUAUUAGAGACUUGUACAUCUGUUGUGUUUUUUUUUUUUUUUUUUUUGGAGUAGCUUUGUUAGUACAAAGUUGUACAGUAAGUUAGCUAGGUGUAAAUAUAGUAUACAGUAAAUGGACAAAAGUAUUGGGACAUCGAGAAUAUGCUAAUGAUUGAAUUAAGGUGGUUAAAAUCAAGCACCUAGCUAUGCAGACUGCAUUCACAGACGUAAGUGAAAUAAUGGGUGUUUUUAAAGAGCUUGCUGAACAAUAAUCGUACUGUAAAGAAAUGCCACUCUGGAUAGUCCCCAAUCAGCUCUGAGUGGUAUUAUUAAAAAGGGUUGAGGAUCUUAGGAGACAUGGAGACUACAGAAAAGUGUUCCAUGACUCAAUAUUAAUGCAUAUGAAUUUAGAUUGGAAUAUCAUAAAAAAAAACUACUGCAGGUGUAAUUUGUUUGUGUCCCAAUACUUUUGUCCGUACAGUUUAUAUAAAGUGAAUUCUGUUACAAAACUUCCAAAAAAACUUUAGGUAUUUAUUGAGGUAAUUAUGGAGGAAUCCAAAAGUGCAUUUUAUUUGAAUCAUUGGCCUAAAGUUUCAAAAUAUAAACUUGACACCAGAAGGUUGCUGGUUCAAUCCCCUGGACUGGCAAUGAAAUAACAGUGUUUUUACUCUGUCAGAAUUCACAAUCCCCAAUUGUCCCCUGUAGCUGUGGAUGGGUGCCAUGGGUGGGUUAAAUGCAGAGGCUACAUUUUGCUGUCCUGCUGUAAGAUGCCUAAAAAAUGAUCUUAAUCGUAAACUAUUUAGCUACAUAAUCAUUUAGCUACAUUUACCACAACCCCCUUUUUCAAUCCAACAACACAUAGUCUAAGAUGGCACUGAUAUAAGUUAUAAAGAGUCUACAGAAACCAAUAAAACAUCUACUCUCCUUAUAAGACGUAAGAUUUACUUGUAUCCAAGCACAAGCACAGUUUCACCCACAAUACAAUGCUAUUACCACUAAUUGCUCCCUCUGCAAUAGAUGGACCUCCUUUGAAAAAAAUCAAUGAUAUAGAUUUACAGCUCAAUUUACAAAUUACCACGCACACAACAAUUUACAAGAAACAUUUUGCAUAUAAUCGUUUACUGAUGACGUAUUACCAUCUCCAAUAGGUUUAUUUUAAGUGUGUUUUGAGUCAUUGACGUUAUUUGCACAAACACUUGUUCAAUGUAUUGUCUAUAGGCACUAUCAAAAAAACGGCAUCUGUUAUGAAUAGAAUUUUUUUUUUUUUUUAAUGGAAGUGAAUGUAAAAAGCAUUGUGAAGCAAAUAUAUUGUUUUGUUCAUCCUGAAAUUCUGACACAACAUAAAGAAUGACUGCAAGAUUCAAAUUAGGUACAAAAAUAUGAAAAACUGCAAAAAUGGAAAUUAAAUAUAUUCGAUUUCUGGUAGUGACGAUAUGCUACAGAUGCAGCAAAUGCAGUUUAUGAAAAAUGCUGGUGUUUUUAUCAUAUCCAUUGCUAAACUAGCUUUGGAGAAGCUUAAGAUCACCACAACCAUGAUGUGAAGUAGCAUUUGUGAUCAGCAAACAUUGGUACCUUGUCUGAAUAUAAUCAAAUCCUCAGAGAAAUGUUCCUGUCUCCACAUCUUUAUUAAAGCCUUUUCAGAUGAGUAGAAGAACAAAUUUCUUUUUAAUCCGCCUUAUUCUGAAUAAAUGUCUGGAUACUGGAUAUAUACUUAGACAUAUAGUCUGACAUAACAUACAAACACUGGAAUACACGGAAAUCACAAACUGACAAAGAGAAAAGCAGUUUGUUUAAGAUCUACAUCAAGUGAGAGUGAGGUGUGUGUGUGUGUGUUUGUUUAUAUUUGUGGCUAUUGCAAUUUUUUAUUUACGACAGAUUUUAUUUUGAAAUUUGGUUUUGAAAUUUUUACUGUACCCACAUUAAACAUCUUCCUUCUGCCCCUGA
This is a messenger RNA of Astyanax mexicanus (Mexican tetra), 6585 nucleotides long. It is a transcript of the gene lyl1, whose product is annotated as LYL1 basic helix-loop-helix family member. Gene Ontology annotation, biological process: regulation of transcription by RNA polymerase II. NCBI's taxonomy places the organism in Eukaryota, Metazoa, Chordata, Actinopteri, Characiformes, Acestrorhamphidae. The coding region runs from base 1237 to 2511 and encodes 424 amino acids. Gene Ontology annotation, molecular function: protein dimerization activity; RNA polymerase II cis-regulatory region sequence-specific DNA binding; DNA-binding transcription factor activity, RNA polymerase II-specific. The transcript is spliced from 4 exons. The record is from RefSeq and is a predicted model, not a curated record.